Molecule: messenger RNA, 1638 nt
Organism: Emericellopsis cladophorae
Lineage: Eukaryota; Fungi; Ascomycota; Sordariomycetes; Hypocreales; Bionectriaceae
Product: Phospholipase A I-like protein
Exons: 4
Coding region: 1-1638 (545 amino acids)
Biological process (GO): arachidonate metabolic process
Cellular component (GO): membrane
Source: RefSeq, a predicted model, not a curated record
AUGGAAGACUCUUAUGGCGUCAAGAGGAGAGACACCACAAAGGGCCCCCCUUUGCGCGUGCUUUCCUUAGACGGUGGUGGCGUUCGCGGGUACUCGAUGCUCAUCAUCAUUCAGGAACUGAUGCACAGGACCUUUGUCGAAAUAGAAGGGCGCGCGCCACGAAGACACGAGAUCCCGAAACCAUGCGACCAUUUCGAUCUUAUUGUCGGAACAGGGACAGGCGGUCUCAUCGCGCUAAUGCUCGGCCGGUUGCGACUCGACCUCGAGACAUGUAAGGAGCUGUACGUGCGCCUCACGCGCAUGGUCUUCCAAACGGACAAAACGAUUGCAGGAAUUCCGUACCGUUCAACACUGUUCAAGGCCAGCAAACUCGAAGAGGCGAUUCGGGCGUGUAUCCGGGAACAUACAGUUUACGAAAAGGAGGGCAACGACGGCCUUGAGCCUACGCUGUCCAACCCACUGAGUGCAACGUCUCGUUCGAGUGCUGCGGGUGGUCCGAGGCGGCAUACGAGUAACGCCAGCACUGUGAGCUUCAGUGCGAGGAGUCCCGCAGCGCAGAUGCAGGAGCCGGUGUGGAGGAACUCGUCACAUGGCGACGCCAAUGCGAGGCUCUACGAUGCUCGCGACAGCAGGACUAAAACAGUUGUAACUGCGGUGUACAAGGGCUCACCUCGAGGCGCCCCGCCUGCCAUGCUUCGCUCUUACGAUUCGCGCAAGGAGCCAGCGCCCGAGUUCGACUGCAAAAUCUGGCAAGCUGGCCGUGCGACCUGCGCUAUAGGUCUCGCAUUCAAGCCUGUUCAGAUAGGGCAAUCGAUCUUUCACGAUGACGGUACCGGAACUUUCAACCCUGCGCCAGAAGCACUCGACGAAGCGGUUAUCAAUGAAUGGCCCGGAAGAGAGAUAGGCUGCUUUGUGUCAGUCGGCACUGGAAGGAGACCAAAAAGCAGUGGCGCAAGCCAAGAGCAGUGGUAUGAAGGGUUCUUGGGAGAAUUUGCUGAAGCUCGCCGCCGGCUGAUAGCAAAAAUCGAGGGCUGUGAGACGAUACACGAAUACAUGAUGAAGGAGCAUCUCGGCAAGCGCAACGUCAACAUCGACAACUACUACCGCCUCAAUGUUGAGAUUGGAGUCGGCGAAUUUGGAAUGAAUGAGUGGCACAGGCUAGGAGAGAUCAGCACUGGAACCAGGAGAUACAUGGGCAAGCCUGAUGAGCAGCGCAUGGUCCAAGGCAUUAGCUCGAAACUCGCAAAGAUCCUGAAGGCCAGAAUUCGCUGGGAGCGAGCUCUUCUGCACCCAGAGGUUCCUCGCAUCAGGAGGCCCCCGUCCAUGACUUUCCGUAACGAAGACAAUGACAAGUUUGUUGUGACAGCACCGACGCCAGGUCAGUACCACACCGCGUCGGGCGCCGACAAAAUCGCCAUCAUGAGUCCAGACGAGCACCCGAGGCCUUCUCAGCCUCACCCAAUGAGUGCCUUUUCCCACCAGCGCAUGGAACCACCUCCUUUGCCCCCAAAGACGCCGCUACCUGACCACCAGCAAAAUGGCCGACGUCCCGUGCCAAAGCAGGAUCCUCCAUACCCAAUUUAUGAUGAGGCACCUCCGCCUGUCAACAUGGCACAGAAGCCUACGUACCGACGCUAG